Papaver somniferum (opium poppy) is the source of this 596-nucleotide messenger RNA. RefSeq lists its product as uncharacterized. The transcript is spliced from 2 exons. Bases 81 to 554 code for a protein of 157 amino acids. NCBI's taxonomy places the organism in Eukaryota, Viridiplantae, Streptophyta, Magnoliopsida, Ranunculales, Papaveraceae. The record is from RefSeq and is a predicted model, not a curated record.
CAUUUCCGGAGGUUUGUAUGGUCUUCAUCAUAAUGGCUUGAACAAGCCUGCUCUUCAGCUUCGCCUUAGCUGGUUUCAUUAUGCUGUCUCUUUCCGAGAUGGCUUUUGGGGUUUCAAGGGUCGAUCAACUGGUACCAAAGAUACCUUUCGUGUCGAAGCCAGUCGUCAUGGAGGUCCCAGGAGGAUUAACCUUCUCCAAGGAUGGAGGAUCAAAAGUAAACUUACAAGAUCCCGAGGUCCAAAGGGGUGGGACUAUAGGGCUAACGUCAAAGGAUGGGUUAGCAGGUGUGGAUGAUGGUGGGAGUCACGGCCUAAAAUUAAAAGACGGUGAGGUUUUACACGAUUCGAAACAUGAAAAUGUGGAAAUUAUGAAUGGUGCGCCGUCUUUGAAACGAAGUCAUGAAAUUAAGGCAAACUACAAGACAGGCCAGGUGACCAAGGAUGUCGGAACUGAAGCCAAUGUAGGAGCCCCUAUUGAUGCGGAUGCAAAUAACCGAAAGCCAACUAAGGAUGCACCCGCCAUGAAAAAGAGUGAUGAUGGAAACUACAAAUAGAAACAGGUUGUAGACAAGACCAGGGCUUUUCCAUUUAUUAUC